GCGAAUUUUGCAGUUAUGAGUACUAGGCUUAAGUUCGGAAUGGAAUUUUAGUGCAUUGCUGCGGUGUUUGUGUAAUGUUUGGGUGGGUUCGGCUUGCUCACUCCGUGCACUGAUUCCAUUCGCACUCCAACCGUUCGGGUUAAGGUUCGGGUAUUGCUUCUUAUCGUAUUAGGGGUGACUCCAUUAGCUCUGUUCACUCCACUCCAACUCCGCGCUGAAUAGCCGAACCCAGCUUUUGUAGUGCAGUGUUAUAUCACGUGAUGAAGGUGUAAUCGGCGGUGUAACACUGAAUACACCUUAGAGCAGGUAAAGCGCUGUCCUACGGACAUAAGAAGUAGGAACGCGCCAUUCUGAAAAUACCUGGAAAAAAACCGCUUCACUUUCCAAAUCCAAGUUACUACUUCUCUUUACCUUCACCUGCUCUAAGGAAUUCACCAUCAUUUUGUACCGAGUAAACGGUGUCCCAUCAUCUUCACAUCAUUUGAACACCAAAUUAUUUCUAGACUCACUAACCCUGAUCCGAUUAACCCAAUCAUCAGCUGUUUAAUAUUCAUCUUUCUUUAAUGAACAUAAUUAAAAAAAGACAAAACUACAUCAGCCCGUGAUCUGAUUAAUCGGUUCAGUGUUUUCGAAAAACCCUUAGAUGACAUCUGUGUGUAGAGCAUAACCUCACUUUCAUUUGCUGUCAAAAAUAUUUCCCUCCAAAAACAAAUUUUAAAAAUCGAUAACUAUUUAGAUCAUAACAAUUUACCCAAUAAACCAGAAAAAUAAUGAGUCCCUAAUCAAACCCCAACCAAAAAUCCACAAUGGGAAUCACCGGACUUUUACCCUAUCUAGCUCAAGCAACAAGGCAAUGCCACAUUUCGGAGUUCCGAAACGGUACCGUAGCAGUAGACUCGUACUGCCUGCUCCACAAAGGUACCAACGCUUGUGCCGAACAACUAGCCCGCGGCGAAGACAACCAAAUCCUUUUUAGGAGCGACAACAUGUCUGGGGCCAGCGUAAACGUUUUAACUUUAAACGGCCGCAGGCAAACAGUAAAAUGUACUCCAAACACUACAAUUUUGCAGAUAAUCGAGGAAGUGUGCAAAAAGCAGGGCCUCAACCCUAUCGAAUACGACAUCAAACAUCAUAAUAAGAUUUUGGAUACGACUGCUACUUUUAGAUUUUCUGGGCUGCCUAAUAACGCUCAGCUAGAACUAGCGGUUGCUGUUAAAAAUCGAGAGGAAGGCGAUAUUACUCUAGCGGUUAAUCUGGAAAAUGGAUCUAGAGUUACAGGCAUUUUUACUCCAAAUGAUACCCUAUUGAAUGUCCUGAAUAAGCUUUGUCCAGAAAACUCCAGUCCCGAUAAAAAUCCUGUGGUAAUUUAUACUAGAAGAGAAAUCUAUGGACGAGAAUUAGAAAAUUGCACUUUAAGAAGUUUGGGUUUGGUAGGAGGCAGAGCAAUGAUAAGAGUCCUAAAUAGAGAUCCAAAACUUUUACAUCAACAAGCUAACAUAAGCGCUCUACUACCAUCAAAACCAGUGGAAGAAAAACCUUACAUAAGAAAAUUUCAACCUAUUGAUAAUCCUUCUAAACAACAACAAUCUGUUGAUAAUCCUUCUACGCAAUUACCAAAUGAAUCUCAUAAGGAUAACAAUGAAAGUUGGUACAAUUAUGGUAAAGGAAAUAAGUUGGGAAGUUCUGAGGAAAAAUCCCAAAUACAACCGCAAAAAAAUGUCAAAAAUACUACAGUGGAUAUUUUGAAGUUGGCCAAAGAAAAACGAAAAUCUCCAGAGAAUCAAAAAAAUCCUGACAUCAAAGGUAAAAAGAAAAUGACAAAGAAUGUACCACAAAAAAGCAUUGAGGAAGAAUUUGUUUUUUGUGGUGAAAGAAAUGGAAUGAUCUUCUCUUUGGAAUCAGCCCAUUCAGUACCAUCCGAAGAACUACCAGACGAUUUUUUCGACCUUACAAUAGAUGAUGCCAAAAAAAUUCUGCGAGAUGUCAAAAAGAAGAGGCACGAACUGGAAAAUCAAGUUUUGAAAACUUCACAAUUGAGGACUUUGGAGGAGUCCAAAAAACAACUGAGGAAUUUGAACAAGUAUAAACGUGCCAUAAUUAGAGUGCAAUUUCCAGAUCGCACUGUAGUGCAAGGCACUUUUAAGCCUACCGAAACUGUACGAGACGUUUUGGAUUUUGUAAAAGGAUAUUUGGAGGAUCAAAACAUUGAUUUUUAUAUUUAUUCUACACCACCAAAGGCAAUUUUACAAAAAGAAAGUAGACUGAUUGAAAUUGGUUGUGUGCCAGGCGCUUUAUUGUAUUUUGGUACUAAUUUAGAACAAAAAGAUGAUUUUUUGAAGAAGGAAUUGCAAAAUAUGUUCACUACAAACAGUGUAGCCAGUUUGGCUGCAGCUAGAAUAAGGCACGAAAAUACAAGAAACAUUGAAGAGCCUGAAGAAGAAGAAUCGUUCAUGGACACAUCAGAUGAUCACAGCAAUAUUGUUAAUUACGGUGCUAGCACCAGUGCCAGCGCUGACAGCAGUGAAAGAAAAAUCGUUACCGAUUCAAAACAAUUUCCCAAGUGGUUCAAACCCCAUUAAAGAAGAAUUAUUGAACAUUUGAUUUUUAUUAGAAAAUAAAUUACACUUUUAAAGUCACACACUAUUAUAUAUUGUUGUAUAAUUAAAUUAAAAAAGAAAAAAACUAAACCUAGAAACAUAACAAAAAAUAAUAAAAAAAAAAACAUUUUUUGUCUGCAUUGUGUAAAAUGAAGUGUAUAUACAACUUAACACUAAAAAAAAAUACUAAUUAAUUUGAAAAAAAAAAGAAUACAUUUUUACAUUAUCGGCAAUAUUGUUUUUCUUGCCUCGCAUUCUAAACCUUUACGUUAUUUUGUAUAUGAGGCAAAUGUCAAAAAUUAAUUUUUUGCCUAAAAAUUACAAAUUUUAAAUAUCUGAAAAAUCUAACAGUAACAGUUUUGGUAAGAAUACAUUACAAAAAAAAAAAGUCAAAUUACGUUGUUGCCAAAUUCAAAAAAAAAAAAAUAAGUUCUAACUGGCUUUAUUCAAACUCAAUCGUUUCUUAGUAGGCGCCCCCUCAACACAAACACUUUUUCUCCUAGUAGGCAAACCGUCAGGGCCGCCUUUGACGCGCCUCUGCAAUCCUAUGUUGCCAGUUUUCCUGCCAGCUUGGGGUGUCGUUUUGGAAGUAGACGGUUGUUUUUCUGAAGGAUGCGGCGAUUGCAAAGGGUUGGCUUUGUACAACUUGUGAGCGUCCAAUUGAGCUUGUCUCGAUUGUUUCAAAACUGUUUUUAUUGCUUCUGAUUCGCCCAUCAUUUGCUGGAGCUUUUGCAGGGUGGUGUAAAGACACACUGCACUUAACAAUCCAAAAUCGAACAAUGAAGUUAGAUGCAGAACAAAGUUUCUGUAUAGGUUUUUGAGCAGUAGCUCUUUGCCUUUUUGCUGGACAAACAUUUGACAGGCUCGAGGUAUUUGACAGUCGCCCACGUAGCCGUACUUCAUCACGUGCAAGUUCCACAUUUUCAUCAGUUCUUUUUCGCCUUCGUUAACGUCCGUGAACUCGUCGAUCAUCAUCCUGGUUUUGUUUUGGAGCCAUUCCGGGUCGUUUUCGCCUUCAGAAUCGCAGUCCAUUUCUUUGGGAAAGAUUGGUAGACAUGUGUUUGUGUGAUGAUACAAU
Molecule: messenger RNA, 3675 nt
Organism: Ceutorhynchus assimilis (cabbage seed weevil)
Lineage: Eukaryota; Metazoa; Arthropoda; Insecta; Coleoptera; Curculionidae
Source: the annotation of a GenBank genome assembly